Molecule: messenger RNA, 603 nt
Organism: Anopheles coustani
Lineage: Eukaryota; Metazoa; Arthropoda; Insecta; Diptera; Culicidae
Product: adenosine 5'-monophosphoramidase HINT3-like
Exons: 3
Coding region: 39-521 (160 amino acids)
Molecular function (GO): catalytic activity
Source: RefSeq, a predicted model, not a curated record
CGUAGUAGAUAGGAGACUACUGCAGAGAAAAAUAUCCCAUGGCUUCCAACGAUGCGGACAGUUCUUAUGCCGAAAAACCGGAGCAAAAUACAUUACCGGGGUGUAUUUUCUGUAAAAUUGCGUCGGGCAGUGAUCCGAGCACAGCAAUAGUGUUUCAAAAUGAACGUAUAUGUAUUUUCAAAGACAUUCGACCAGCGGCUGAAUUCCAUUUUCUGGCCAUUCCGAAUCAUCACAUAGAAAACGUGAAGUCGCUCACCGCUGCUGAUAAGCCUUUGCUUCAAGAAUUAAAACAAGAACUAGUGGCCGUUCUACGGGGUAAACAAAUCGAACCCUCCAAUGCUUCCUUUGGUUUCCACAUUCCUCCUUUUACGAGCGUAAAGCAUCUCCACAUGCAUGCAAUCGCGCCUACUACGAGCAUGGGUCUGAUUUCUAGAAUGAUAUUUCGUCCAAAUUCCAUGUGGUUCAAAACGGACGAUGCUAUAUUGCAAUCCCUUCCAAGUAAUGCUGCUGAAAAUUUGUAAAAGUCUUUACAAUGAAUUAUAGGAAAUGGUUUCUAACUUCUUGUUCGUCUGAAUAAAAAGUUGACACUGAGAACUGUUCUAA